AUGUCGGAUACACCCGGGCAGCGCCAGGCCAAAGUCGACAGCUCCUCGGCCUGUCAAACCGGAAAGCUCCCGUCCUCUGACGGUUUUCCCCCGUCGCCCAACUUCUACAUUACCGUUCAUUGUUUCGCAGAACAAGCAACCUUGACAACUCUCUUGCUUCUCCACUCGAGUCGCGCACCGCCGCGCGUUUCCACUCGUUCUCCUCCCUCGAUCAGCGCGAUCGUCGCUUCGACGAUUCAAAACCCUCUCCUUCGCCGCGCGCAACGCUGCACUGCGCGAGGCAUGAACGGGGAGUACAGCCCGCCUAGUGCAACUUCCGGCGCGUCCACCGACGCCACUCUGUCGCCGAACCGAUUUCUCGCAACCACAACAAAGAAUACCAUGGCCGUUCCGGCCUUUCUCCCGCCACCGCAGGCCUACCGCCCUACCGCCACUCCUCAGUCGGGCUACCCGCCAUCUCUCCCGAAUACCAAUUCCUAUGAUCGCGACGCGCAUAAGCCACAGGGAACGCCGUUGUCCGUGACGCCCCCAACGCUCUCUUCGGCGCUGAUCCGGAACCUCCCGCUGAACACGUCAGAAGAGUCGCUGCGCCUCAUGAUGGUCUUUUCCAAGGAUCUCGUCGAUGUCGAGGUCUUGCCCGCCGAGCAAUCUGCCGAUGCAGGCUUCCGAUCUGCCGUUCUCAAAUUCAAAAGCCCGGCUGGCGCCCAGGAGGCCAAGAACAUGCUGGAUGGUAGGUCCAACAUCUCGAAUGAUGCCGAGAUGGUCGUCGAGAUUCUAGGCAGCGCAAGUCCCACCACGUCAGGGAACCGAUUUCCGAUUGACAUGGCCACCGGUGCAUCCAACGGAGCCGUCUCCGCGACCCCAUCCGCACCAUCGUCAAGGCAUAAAUCGCGAUUCGAUGGAACGUUCCAGUCGUUGGAAAAGAUCUCUCCUCCCAUGAACGGCAUGUAUGGAGGUGACUUGGCUACCCACGAGACCGGCCCGUCCUCCUACCAGAACCUCUUCGGGCCCCAGUCGCCGAUCGGAAACCAUCUUGCGAAUGGCGCUCAGGUCACGGGCAAGUCGCUAAUCGAUUCCGCCGAAGACGACGAAACCAAGGAACUGCUCAACGACCCGGUUGGCUUUGCCGAGAACGGCCUGCAGCGCCGCCAGACAGCACCGCAGCUACCCAUAUCUCACAUGGCGGGCCUCUCGCUGACCACCUCCCCGAGUCCCGGCGCGCACGCCGUGAUGCCGUUCUAUGGCCAUGCCAACAUAGGGUCGCUCUCGGGGCUGUCGAACACCAUGUCUCCGACCACGAUGGGCGGACCCGGAACAGGCUACAAUUCUCAGGUCCAACACCGGAUGAACAACUUCCCGCCGGCUAACCCCGCCGACCAGAACCCGCCUUGCAACACGCUCUAUGUCGGCAAUUUGCCCCUCGACACGUCGGAGGAGGAACUCAAAGCCCUGUUUUCGCGACAACGAGGAUACAAGCGGCUCUGCUUUCGGACCAAGCAGAACGGGCCUAUGUGUUUUGUCGAGUUUGAAGAUGUGACCUUCGCGACCAAGGCCCUGCACGACCUCUACGGACAGCUUCUCCACAACAGCGUCAAAGGCGGCAUUCGCUUAAGCUUCUCCAAGAACCCGCUCGGUGUCCGUUCUGGCCAGAACCAGGCCCAAAACGGCGCGGGUGCCCUGGGUAGCAUGAACGGAAUCCACUCCGGGUCAAACGGCGGGUUCACGACCGCCAAUGGACCUCCGCCAGGUCUGAGCGCGCCUCCCGGCCUCGGCUCCAACCGUAGUGGAUAUACGGCGUCGUCUGCUCUCGCCACCGGCACGGCUACUAAUUUCUACGCCUCGCCCACCGGCGCUAAUGGGCCCAGUAACCCUUGGGGCGGCAUGUACAGCGGAAACGGACAUGCGAUGGCUGGCACCACCUCGGCUUUCUCAUCGUAUAUGAUGGGUCGAUGA
Chaetomium globosum CBS 148.51 is the source of this 1953-nucleotide messenger RNA. RefSeq lists its product as uncharacterized. NCBI's taxonomy places the organism in Eukaryota, Fungi, Ascomycota, Sordariomycetes, Sordariales, Chaetomiaceae. The coding region runs from base 1 to 1953 and encodes 650 amino acids. The transcript has 2 exons. The record is from RefSeq and is a predicted model, not a curated record. Gene Ontology annotation, molecular function: mRNA binding.